Messenger RNA from Knipowitschia caucasica, 945 nucleotides. Lineage: Eukaryota; Metazoa; Chordata; Actinopteri; Gobiiformes; Gobiidae. The record is from the annotation of a GenBank genome assembly.
AUGGGACAGACGGGACAGACGAGAGACGUGACAGAUGUGACAGAUGUGACAGAUGUGACAGACGGGAUAGAUGUGACAGACGUGACAGACGUGACAGACGGGACAGACGGGACAGACGGGACAGACGGGACAGAUGGGACAGACGUGACAGACGUGACAGAUGGGACAGACGUGACAGAUGGGACAGACGGGACAGACGUGACAGAUGGGACAGACGGGACAGAUGGGACAGACGUGACAGACGGGACAGACGUGACGGACGGGAGAGACGUGACAGAUGUGACAGAUGUGACAGAUGUGACAGACGGGAUAGAUGUGACAGACGUGACAGACGUGACAGACGGGACAGACGGGACAGACGGGACAGACGGGACAGAUGGGACAGACGUGACAGACGGGACAGAUGGGACAGACGUGACAGACGGAACAGACGGGACAGACGGGACAGACGGGACAGACGUGACAGAUGUGACAGACGUGACAGACGGGACAGACGGGACAGACGUGACAGACGUGACAGACGGGACAGAUGGGACAGACGGGACAGACGUGACAGAUGGGACUUACGUGACAGAUGGGACAGACGGGACAGACGUGACAGAUGGGACAGACGUGACAGAUGGGACAGACGGGACAGACGUGACAGAUGGGACAGACGGGACAGAUGGGACAGACGUGACAGAUGGGACAGACGUGACAGAUGGGACAGACGUGACAGAUGGGACAGACGUGACAGACGUGACAGACGGGACAGAUGGGACAGACGUGACAGAUAGGACAGACGGGAUAGAUGUGACAGACGGAACAGACGGGACAGACGUGACAGACGGGACAGACGUGACAGAUGUGACAGACGUGACAGACGGGACAGACGUGACAGACGUGACAGACGGGACAGACGUGACAGACGUUACUAACGCCGUUACUUUUUUCAGUAACGAGUAA